Acanthopagrus latus (yellowfin seabream) is the source of this 762-nucleotide messenger RNA. RefSeq names its product nuclear transport factor 2-like. The transcript is spliced from 5 exons. Gene Ontology annotation, cellular component: nuclear pore central transport channel. Bases 176 to 568 code for a protein of 130 amino acids. NCBI's taxonomy places the organism in Eukaryota, Metazoa, Chordata, Actinopteri, Spariformes, Sparidae. The record is from RefSeq and is a predicted model, not a curated record. Gene Ontology annotation, biological process: protein import into nucleus.
UACUCAGGGCCGCAGAUACUCUGUCCACACUGAUGGCCUUCAUUGGUCAGUUUGCAAGUGACGUCACAGUUUCGUCCUGUCUCGGAGGAAGCGGGAACCCUAUUCAGCCUCGAGCUGACUGGAUCUGUCUCCACGCUGGUUUGCUGUCUGAUUGAAAAAAUCAAAAACUUAACACAUGGCUUGCCACAAAGAAAUAUGGCAAAACAUUGGAGAGGGCUUUGUCCAAGAAUAUUACUGCCGGUUUGACAAUACCAACAGGAUGGAACUGGGUAACCUAUAUUCUCCUGAAGCCUGUUUGACAUGGGAAGGAUCACCUUAUCAAGGGAGGGAAGCCAUUGCUAACAAAUUAGCAAGUCUGCCUUUCAAGACUAUUAAGCACAUUAUCACAGAUCAAGACUUCCAGCCCACGAUAGACGGCUGUAUCCUCAUCAUGGUGUUUGGACAGUUAAAGGUAGAUGACGAUCCACCAAUGGCCUUUCAUCAAGUGUUUAUGCUGAAGGGCCAAAACUGCGAAUGGGCCUGCACAAAUGACGUGUUCCGGUUGGGGAUCCACAACAUACCAGUGUAGCCAGUUGGAUCUGUUGGCUCACACACAUCGACAUCCAGCUCUGACUCCGGUCAAACUGUGGUUAUGCGGUCAUUAAAAACACAUGGAAUUAAAUGCAAACUUCCUCCAUGUUUACAUUACAUCUAUAAGCAUACCUUUUGUAUCAAAAAUAUCAAAUUACAUUGCUGUUCAUUAAAAGAAUUUAUCACACUGAA